GCUUCACUGAUCUGGGAUCAGCAGCAGCUCCUGUCACUGCCCCUUCUUUCUCUCCUCUCCUCCAAAGAAGUGCGCUCGCAGUCUAUGGCGCCAUCCCCACCUCUUCACCUUCACUUGUGACUGACACGCUGCUGAGGAUCGCUGCGUGCGAGUUUCUUCAAAAAGGAGCUGAACGACUUUUUUCUGUUGAUUAAAAGACCACCGCGUCGUCGCCUACGGGCUUCUGGCAUCGCGAUGGGAAUGCUGCUGCUGCUUUUGUAUUAUUAUGCGCUGUCGAGUUUUGUGUGCAACGCGAUUGCUUUCGUGGAGGAGCCAUCCGGAGGUAGAUCGGACGGGUACUGCGGGCGUAUCCUCCGGGGUCAGACACAUGGGACCCGGCGGGAUGGGCACCAUGAGUUCCGUCUCAGAGUGGAGGGGGAUCCUGAAACCUACCAACCUGGCAGCACCUACAGAGUGAUCCUCUUGGCAACCAGCCCUGCUUAUUUCAGAGGUUUCACCCUUAUUGCAUUGAAGGAGGGCAGGGAGGGCACCGUAGAUGAUGACUACACCGGCCAGUUCCAGAUCAUUGAUGAAGAGGACACACAGUUCAUGACCAACUGUCCCCGUGCAGUGACGGAGAGCACACCUCGCAGACGCACCAGGAUCCAGGUUUACUGGACAGCGCCACCUACUGGGAGUGGUUGUGUCAUACUGAAGGCGAGCAUUGUCCAGAAGAAAAUCAUCUAUUUCCAAAAUGAAGGUUCUCUUACCAUCCGGCUUUGUGAGAAAGAGCGUGUGUUUGGUGAGGCGACAGCAGAUCCUGCCAUGGAAUGCUGUGCUUGUGGGACAGCCAAGUACAGACUAACCUUCUAUGGCAACUGGUCAGAGAAAGUUCAUCCCAAAGACUAUCCCAGACGGGCCAACCAUUGGUCAGCAUUGAUUGGUGCGUCCCACUCCAGAGGUUAUGUGCUGUGGGAGUAUGGAGGCUAUGCCAGCGAGGGAGUCCGUCAGGUUGCUGAAUUUGGCUCUCCAAUCAAAAUGGAAGAAGAGAUUCGGCAAAAGGGAGAUGAAGUCCUGACUGUCAUUAAAACCAAAGCCCAAUGGCCUGCGUGGCAGCCGCUCAACCUGCGUGCUGCUCCAUCGGCAGAGUUUUCUGUGGACCAAACUCGUCACCUGAUGUCCUUUCUCAUCAUGCUCGGACCUAGUCCUGACUGGAACGUAGGACUGUCAGGAGAGGACCUUUGUACCAAAGAGUGCGGCUGGGUCCAGCGACUGGAGACAGAGCUUAUUCCCUGGGAUGCUGGCACUGACAGUGGUAUCUCGUAUGAAUCGCCAAACAAGGCCACAAUUCCCCAAGAGAAGAUUCGGCCUUUAACUAGUUUGGAUCACCCUCAGAGCCCCUUCUAUGACCCUGAGGGUGGGGCAAUUACCCCUGUGGCCAGAGUGGUGGUGGAGCGCAUUGCUCGGAAGGGAGAGCAGUGUAAUGUGGUACCAGACAGCAUUGAUGACAUUGUAGCUGACAUUGGGCAAGAGGAAACGGAGAAAGAUGACACCCCCGAGACGUGUAUUUACUCUGGCUGGUCUCCCUGGUCAGCUUGCAGCAGCGCCUCAUGUGAUAAAGGCAGACGGAUGAGGCAAAGGAUGCUUAAGGCGCAGCUGGACCUCAGCGUUCCGUGCCCCCACACUCAAGAUUUUCAGUCCUGCAUGGGACCUGGAUGCAGUAUGCAGGAGCCAUCGACAUGCAUGAUGUCAGAAUGGAUAAGUUGGUCAGCCUGCAGCGUGUCCUGUGGAAUGGGAAUGAGGUCUCGUGAGCGUUAUGUGAAACAGUACCCAGAGGAUGGCUCGCUCUGCCAGCUCAACACAGAAGAGACGGAGAAGUGUGUUGUCAACGAAGAAUGCUCCAGCAGCUGUGUGGUGACAGAGUGGGGGGAGUGGGAUGCCUGCAGCGUCUCCUGUGGCAUGGGCAUGACAAGACGUGAGCGCAUGGUUAAAAUGCCUCCUAUUGAUGGAUCAAUGUGUAAAUCAGAGGUGGCAGAAGUGGACAAAUGCAUGAUGCCAGAAUGCCACACCAUCCCAUGCAUGCUGUCACCAUGGUCUGACUGGAGUGACUGUAGCGUCACCUGUGGACGUGGCCUACGGACCCGCCAGAGGAUGCUGAAGUCCGAUCCUGCACAGUGCAAUGAAGAGUUGGAGCAGACUGAGAAGUGCAUGCUGCCUGAAUGUCCCAUCGACUGCAUGGUCUCAGAGUGGUCGGAAUGGUCUGAGUGCAACAAGUCUUGCGGUAAAGGACACACCAUCCGAACUCGCAUGAUAAAACUGGAGCCACAGUUUGGAGGAAGUGCUUGUCCCGAGACCAUCCAGAGGAAGAAAUGCAAGAUCAGGAAGUGUCGAUCAAAACCAAAAGACGAGAGGGGUGAAGGCAAGAGGAGAAGGAGGGGUAAACAGGGAAGAGAUGCAGUUUUGGAAGAACAGGCAGGAUGUGGGAUGCAGCCAUGGACCGGCUGGACAGACUGCACCAAACCAUGUGGAGGGGGCAUCCAGGAGCGUUUCAUGUUGAAGAAGAAAAGAGCUAAAGGCGCAAUGUUGGCCAACUGCAAGGACCGGAAGGAGAUACGCGCCUGUAAUGUUAAUCCCUGCUAGGGGGUGCUGUUGAGUUAUACAAGUGUUAAAAGAGGGUAUAUGUAUGUCACUAUUGAUGUAUUUGAUAACAAUGACAUGGAGGAAUGUUGAUGUUGUGUGUACAGGGCAGGUGACGGAUGGAUGUAUGGUUGGUCAUUAUGACUUAGUGAGGUGACUCAAAGAGCAGAAGGAAGCCAGAAUAGGUGAGGUGAAGCCUGUGUAUAACAUUAGCUCACAGGCUGAUUGAUUUUUUAUUUUUUUUUACUUUAGAGCACUACACAAUUAUUAAGUAAUAGCGCUGUAGUUUUCAUGUAUUUUGGUCAUUUUUGCAUCUACGGCAUGAAAUAAAUCUGAAAAACAG
Messenger RNA from Dunckerocampus dactyliophorus (ringed pipefish), 2959 nucleotides. RefSeq names its product spondin 1b (gene spon1b). The record is from RefSeq and is a predicted model, not a curated record. Bases 235 to 2619 code for a protein of 794 amino acids. The transcript has 16 exons. NCBI's taxonomy places the organism in Eukaryota, Metazoa, Chordata, Actinopteri, Syngnathiformes, Syngnathidae. Gene Ontology annotation, biological process: cell adhesion. Gene Ontology annotation, cellular component: extracellular matrix.